AGUUAAUUCACGAUUGUAAUUAAAUAACAAUUACAAUAACGAUAAAAUUGAAGACAAAAAAAGUUUAAGUUAAUGUGGUGAUUAGAUUGAUUAUUGUUGUGGGUGCGAUUAUUUGUUAUUAAAAAUGAAAUUGAUAAUUUUGUCCAUUUUCUUCGUUUGUACUAUAACGACUAUUCUUUGUCGACCAGCUGAUGAGCCAAUUGCAAUUCUGAAAUCAGAAACUGAAGGUGUCAAUGCUGAUGGGUCUUAUCGUUUUGCAUACGAAACUGCUAACGAUAUAGCUGUUGAAGAAUCAGGGAUACUCAAGAAUCCAGGAACAGAUGCAGAAACACUAGAAGUAACUGGAAAAUUUAGUUAUAAAUUAAGUGAUGGUACACCCAUUGAACUUACGUAUAUAGCAAAUGAAGGUGGAUUCCAGCCAUCUGGAGCUCACCUACCACAGCCCCCACCAAUUCCCGAUGCAAUUCAACGUGCAUUAGAUUAUAUUGCAAGUCAACCACAAAAAGCAGAAGGCUCUGCACCAAAGCCGUUCUUUGCGAAACCAAAAUAAGUUCAGUGGUAUUCAUCAGAUUUAAAAUAACAGGCAAUUGUUUGUGAAAUGACAUGAUAAUUUCAUCUUUUCGUUGAUUACUUUCAUCUUCGAACCUUAAUUAUACAUAUUCUUAUGAUUGGCUUUUAAAAAUUUCAUUGACGUAUUCUUGAAAAGCAUGUGUUAGAUAUGCACUGAAAUAAAAUGAUAAAUUAUACUCCCUCUCUCCAAAAAAA
Chrysoperla carnea is the source of this 765-nucleotide messenger RNA. RefSeq names its product endocuticle structural glycoprotein SgAbd-8-like. Bases 125 to 550 code for a protein of 141 amino acids. NCBI's taxonomy places the organism in Eukaryota, Metazoa, Arthropoda, Insecta, Neuroptera, Chrysopidae. Gene Ontology annotation, molecular function: structural constituent of chitin-based larval cuticle. The record is from RefSeq and is a predicted model, not a curated record. The transcript is spliced from 3 exons. Gene Ontology annotation, cellular component: chitin-based extracellular matrix.